This is a messenger RNA of Phacochoerus africanus (Common warthog), 2763 nucleotides long. It is a transcript of the gene PDE6B, whose product is annotated as phosphodiesterase 6B. The record is from RefSeq and is a predicted model, not a curated record. The coding region runs from base 27 to 2597 and encodes 856 amino acids. NCBI's taxonomy places the organism in Eukaryota, Metazoa, Chordata, Mammalia, Artiodactyla, Suidae. Gene Ontology annotation, biological process: signal transduction; retina development in camera-type eye. Gene Ontology annotation, molecular function: 3',5'-cyclic-nucleotide phosphodiesterase activity; protein binding. Gene Ontology annotation, cellular component: photoreceptor outer segment membrane. The transcript has 22 exons.
UUCUCCGGGACAGACAGUCAGACACCAUGAGCCUCAACGAGGAGCAGGUGCAGGAGUUCCUGGACCAGAACCCCAGCUUCGCGGACCAGUACUUUGGAAAGAAGCUGAGCCCCGAGAAUGUGGCCAGCGCCUGUGAGGACAGGUGCCCAGAGGGCGGUGCCAGCUUCCGAGAGCUGUGCCAGGUGGAGGAGAGCGCAGCCCUCUUCGAGCUGGUGCAGGACAUGCAGGAGAGCGUGAACAUGGAGCGCGUGGUCUUCAAGCUCCUGCGCCGGCUCUGCUCCAUCCUGCAGGCCGACCGCUGCAGCCUCUUCAUGUACCGGCAGCGCAACGGCACGGCCGAGCUCGCCACACGCCUCUUCAGCGUGCAGCCCGACAGCGUCCUAGAGGACUGCCUGGUGCCUGCGGACUCGGAGAUCGUCUUCCCACUGGACGUCGGGGUCGUGGGCCACGUGGCUCAGACCAAGAAGACGGUGAACGUCGAGGACGUGAGGGAGUGUCCCCACUUCAGCUCCUUUGCUGAUGAACUGACCGACUACGUGACAAGGAAUCUCCUGGCCACACCUGUCAUGAACGGCAAAGAUGUCGUGGCUGUGAUCAUGGCUGUGAACAAGCUCAACGGCCCGUGUUUCACAAGUGAAGACGAAGAUGUUUUCCUGAAGUAUCUGAACUUCGGCACCUUGAACCUGAAGAUCUACCACUUGAACUACCUCUACAACUGCGAGACGCGCCGAGGCCAGGUGCUGCUGUGGUCGGCCAACAAGGUGUUUGAGGAGCUGACAGACAUUGAGAGGCAGUUCCACAAGGCCUUCUACACUGUGCGGGCCUAUCUGAACUGCGACCGGUAUUCGGUAGGCCUUCUGGACAUGACCAAGGAGAAGGAAUUCUUUGAUGUGUGGCCUGUGCUGAUGGGAGAAGCCCAGCCCUACUCGGGCCCACGCACACCUGACGGCCGUGAAAUCCUCUUCUACAAGGUCAUCGACUACAUCCUCCACGGCAAGGAAGACAUCAAAGUCAUCCCCUCACCUCCGGCCGACCACUGGGCCCUUGCCAGUGGCCUUCCAACCUACGUGGCAGAAAGUGGCUUUAUCUGUAACAUUAUGAAUGCCCCGGCCGAGGAAAUGUUCAAAUUUCAGGAUGGGCCUCUGGACGACUCCGGGUGGACCAUCAAGAACGUCCUGUCCAUGCCCAUCGUCAACAAGAAGGAGGAGAUCGUGGGGGUUGCAACGUUUUACAACAGGAAGGAUGGGAAGCCCUUUGAUGAGCAGGACGAAGUCCUGAUGGAGUCUCUCACGCAGUUCCUGGGCUGGUCGGUGCUGAACACCGACACCUACGACAGAAUGAACAAGCUGGAGAACCGCAAGGACAUCGCCCAGGACAUGGUUCUGUACCACGUGAAGUGCGACAAGGAUGAAAUCCAGUCCAUUCUGCCAACAAGAGAGCGCUUUGGGAAGGAGCCUGCCGACUGCGAGGAGGACGAGCUGGGGAAACUCUUGAAGGAAGUGCUGCCAGGGCCCACUAAGUUUGACAUCUAUGAGUUCCACUUCUCCGACCUGGAGUGCACGGAGCUGGAGCUGGUCAAAUGCGGCAUCCAGAUGUACUAUGAGCUGGGCGUGGUUCGAAAGUUCCAGAUCCCGCAGGAGGUCCUGGUGCGGUUCCUGUUCUCCGUGAGCAAGGGGUACCGGAGAAUUACCUACCACAACUGGCGCCAUGGCUUCAACGUGGCUCAGACCAUGUUCACGCUGCUCAUGACAGGCAAACUGAAGAGCUACUACACGGACCUGGAGGCCUUCGCCAUGGUGACUGCCGGCCUGUGCCAUGACAUCGACCACCGGGGCACCAACAACCUGUACCAGAUGAAAUCUCAGAAUCCUUUAGCCAAGCUCCACGGCUCCUCGAUUUUGGAGCGACACCACCUGGAGUUCGGGAAGUUCCUGCUCUCCGAGGAGACGCUGAACAUCUACCAGAACCUGAACCGGCGGCAGCACGAGCACGUGAUGCACCUCAUGGACGUCGCCAUCAUCGCCACGGACCUGGCGCUCUACUUCAAGAAGAGGACAAUGUUCCAGAAGAUUGUGGACGAGUCCAAGAACUACGAGGACAGGAAGAGCUGGGUGGAGUACCUGUCCCUGGAGACGACGCGGAAGGAGAUAGUCAUGGCCAUGAUGAUGACGGCGUGUGACCUGUCUGCCAUCACCAAGCCCUGGGAAGUCCAGAGCAAGGUGGCUCUACUGGUGGCAGCUGAGUUCUGGGAACAAGGGGAUUUGGAAAGGACAGUUCUGGAUCAGCAGCCCAUUCCAAUGAUGGACCGGAACAAGGCGGCCGAGCUCCCCAAACUGCAGGUCGGCUUCAUCGACUUUGUGUGCACAUUCGUGUACAAGGAGUUUUCCCGCUUCCACGAGGAGAUCCUGCCCAUGUUCGACCGGCUGCAGAACAACCGGAAGGAGUGGAAGGCCCUGGCGGAUGAGUACGAGGCGAAGGUGAAGGCCCUGGAGGACGAGCAGCAGAAGGAGGAGGCGCGGACGGCGGCCAAGAAAGCUGGCACAGAAGUUUGCAAUGGCGGCCCAGCACCCAAGUCUUCCACCUGCUGCAUCCUGUGAGCUGGUCGACAGUGGGGUCCCCCAGCCCCCUCAUCCCAGUCCCCCACUGGGGCUCUGCCUCUAACCAGAGGUUAGAAAGCCUGAGAAAACGACCGAAGACAGUUUUGGAUAUUCUGAAUUUUUUAAACGUUUUGUGUUUUUAUGAAUUAAAGCCAACUACAAAUGA